UGAGACGGAUUGUAGCAACGUGAAAAAUUGAUCGUUGUUUUUAUUGUCUGACUCAGGACGAGUUCACCCCGACAAAACGUACUUAAACAUUUAUUUAAACGGAGACGCCUCAUCGCCUUUUCAGAACGGUGUGUUUACAUACAGGUCACUGCUGAUUGGCUAACACCUCUGACACGCCCACCAAACGGGAGAUAAACAUACCUUAGAGCACGUUCGCAUCGUUUCACUGCAGCAAACCUGGCAAAACGUUUUCGAACUGAACACGUCUGUCAGGUGGUGGGAGGGGCUUAUCUGAGCAGGUUGUUUCUUGUUUCCUGCACUCUGUGAUCAGCUGUUCACACUGUUGUUGUUUUUCAGCUGGUGGUAGUAAAAAUCAGCUGACUGUUGGAAUCCUGCUGCUGCGUGCUGAUUGGCUGCUGAAUGCAGUUGUCAUGGUGAUUCUCAGCGACUGCGUGGCAUCAUGUGAUUCACUGAUUGAUAAAUUAAUGAAUUAAUGUGUCAGACUGACGUCACUGUGAAGCCAAGCAGGGCAGCAGUGAUCAUGGGGGAUAAUGAGUGUGUAUAGACAUUUUAAUGUGUUGGAGGCUCCUCCCCCUGAUGACAUCACUGCUCUGUCAGCAUAAAGCAGCAGCCUCGCCUCCGGCAGACAGACGGCGUCAUGUGGUGUCGAGGUUUCCUGCAGCAGAUGGUCAGAUCCACCAGAUCCUUCCGAUCCACGUCCAGCAGCAGCCGGGCGGGCAUCCUCUUUGAUGUGGACGGCGUCCUGCUGCGUGGCGGCUCGGUGAUUCCGGCCGCUCGACGUGCUUUCCGGAAGCUUCUGGACCGAAACAACAACUUCUUGUUUCCUGUCGUCUUUGUUACCAACGCAGGAAACUGUCACAGACAUCACAAGGCCCAGCAGCUGUCUCACCUGCUCGAUGUCCAGAUCGCCCCGGAGCAGGUGGUUCUUUCCUACAGUCCUUUGGGAAUGUUGAGGAGCUUCCAUGAUAAAUGUGUCCUGGUGUCUGGACAGGGACCAGUGGUGGACAUCGCCAACACUUUGGGUUUUCAAAAGGUCGUGAGCAUCGAGCAGCUCAGAGAACAUUACCCCCUGCUGGACAUGGUGGACCACAACAGGAGACCCAAACUACCUUCAUCUCCUCUGCAGACUCCUCCCCAAAUAGAAGCGAUCAUCCUGUUUGGCGAGCCAAUCAGAUGGGAGACUAACCUGCAGCUGCUGAUCGACGUGCUCCUGACCAAUGGGAGUCCGGGUUGUGUGUACGACCCUCAGCUGUCGGCCCAGCUGCCGGUCCUCGCCUGCAAUAUGGACCUGAUGUGGAUGGCAGAGGCGCCAUCACCACGGUUUGGUCACGGGAUGUUCCUGCUGUGUCUGGAGUCUGUCUACAGGAAGCUGACGGGUCAAGAGCUUCAGUACCAGGCGCUACUGGGAAAACCCAGUCUGCUAACAUACCAGUACGCCGAGCACCUGCUGAGUCUGCAGAACCACAACCACAAGCUAACCACCAUCUAUGCUGUCGGGGACAACCUGAUGACAGAUAUAUAUGGUGCUAACCUGUACAACCGGUACCUUACUCAGCAGCACGCCGCCAUGACAAGCACUACUAAGCUUGUUGCCCAUGGAACAGGGAGUCAGGUGACGAUGGCGGUGCCGGAGGAGGAGCUAAUCUCUGCUGCUGCAGCACAGUGUCGCUCCAUAUUGGUGUGCACAGGUGUCUAUAACCCUCACUCCCCGUUGCCUAGCGACCAAAGUGGCACAUUCAUGGAGACGGUGUUCCACGGUCACAGAGACUUGGUUCUGGAUCCAGACCUGGUGGAGCCGAGUCAUGUGGUGGAGGACGUGGAGGCCGCCGUCGACGUGCUGCUUCAGCAGGAGAGCGCCGUCACCUCUGACACCUGACCUCUUGACCUCUGACCCUCACAUAGACACUACAUGAGUUUGUUUGGGAGACUCUCGAUGGACUGCUAGGACCUGCAGGGUCACGUGACCAACGGAGACAGCUGAAGGCUUAAAUUUGCUAAUUUCCUGUAGCGUUGUUAGCUACCUGUACCAUUAGCUGGUAAUCAGAGAAGAAGAAGAAAACACACCUGUAGAACAUUAGUGAAACUCUGUUUAGCAUAAAGAAUACACAGUCGCAGGAAAAAAAAUGUGAACCCUUUGGAAUCACCUGGAUUUCUGCAUAAAUGGUCAUAAAAUGUGAUCUGAUCUUCAUCUAAGUCACAACAACAGACAAACACA
This is a messenger RNA of Micropterus dolomieu (smallmouth bass), 2236 nucleotides long. Its product is annotated as haloacid dehalogenase-like hydrolase domain-containing 5. The transcript is spliced from 9 exons. The coding region runs from base 659 to 1897 and encodes 412 amino acids. Gene Ontology annotation, cellular component: mitochondrion. Gene Ontology annotation, biological process: glycerophospholipid biosynthetic process. The record is from RefSeq and is a predicted model, not a curated record. Lineage: Eukaryota; Metazoa; Chordata; Actinopteri; Centrarchiformes; Centrarchidae.